Lathyrus sativus (Indian pea) is the source of this 258-nucleotide messenger RNA. The record is from the annotation of a GenBank genome assembly. Lineage: Eukaryota; Viridiplantae; Streptophyta; Magnoliopsida; Fabales; Fabaceae.
AUGGGAGCUUUCUUUGGUGUCAUCUUCAAAAGUAUUGAGAUUGGUCUUCUUAUCUCGGUGGCAAUAUGUUUUGCCAAAAUUCUCUGGCAAGUGACGAGGCCAAGGACCGCGGUACUUGGGAAGCUUCCCGGGACAACUGUUUAUCGGAAUGUCCUGCAAUAUCACAAAGCAGCUCAGAUUCCCCGCAUGCUCAUCCUCAGGGUUGCUUCUGCAAUCUAUUUCUCAAAUUCCAACUGCAUCAAGGACAGAGAAUAUUGA